AUGGUUCGAUCGUACGCCGAGAAUGUGCGGGCUGAUUUGGAGGCGCCAGAUCUCGGUUGGCGGAAGCGAGGAGGGUCCGUCCAUACAGAGUGGAUGUGUUGCAUGCGCCACGGGAGGUUUUUGGAGUUCGUAUGGGCACAUGUGUGCAUCAUAUGGAGAAGCCUGUCAUGUCGAUGUCUGUUCGGACUGGCUGCUGAUGCUGCUGGUGUGGAUUUGCCUUCAGUAUUCCGAUGCUCUAUUUGGUAG
Pochonia chlamydosporia 170 is the source of this 246-nucleotide messenger RNA. RefSeq lists its product as hypothetical. The coding region runs from base 1 to 246 and encodes 81 amino acids. The record is from RefSeq and is a predicted model, not a curated record. Lineage: Eukaryota; Fungi; Ascomycota; Sordariomycetes; Hypocreales; Clavicipitaceae. The transcript has a single exon.